Molecule: messenger RNA, 2792 nt
Organism: Pectinophora gossypiella (pink bollworm)
Lineage: Eukaryota; Metazoa; Arthropoda; Insecta; Lepidoptera; Gelechiidae
Gene: Hap40
Product: 40-kDa huntingtin-associated protein
Exons: 6
Coding region: 82-987 (301 amino acids)
Biological process (GO): vesicle cytoskeletal trafficking
Cellular component (GO): early endosome
Molecular function (GO): protein binding
Source: RefSeq, a predicted model, not a curated record
CCUACUAUUGACACUGCUGCUAAUACUACUGCGAGUGUUAUUUCUUGAAUUUUUCAUUUAUUUCACUGGAUAAAAACCACAAUGUCUACUGAUCUCGGUGCUAGUUUUAAUGAACAAUAUAUGAACAUAAACACGAAACUGAAAAAGCGUUUUAUGCGGAAACCGAAUAUAUCUGAGGCGACAAAUGAGUUUAUAGCACUGGCGAUACAGUGUGAACAUUCUGAGCAACCAGCGUUUGCGGGACACGCAUAUGUGGGGGCUGCGAAAUGCGAGGCGAGCGCGGGAAACUUCCUCGGUGAGGCGGAGCACUACCUCUCUGCGGCCAGACAGUUCAUGAAGGCGGAAAAGAAGCUGAAAGUCCUGAAGUUUCACAGUCCUGACAGGGAGAAUCUUGAGGCAGCCAUAGGUUGCUUCAUGCAAGCUUUGAGCAAGUAUCCAGAAAGGUCUCCAAUCCGCACAUCAAUACUGAUGGAGCUAGCUGAUGGCUUAGUGUCCCUGAACCACAAGUUGGAGGCCGUAUCAUACUACGAACAGGCCUUGGAGUUGGUUGAGGAUAAGACCAGGAAGCUCAUGUUCUUGAGGAAUCUGUUAAACUUGCAGAUGGACUGUGGCAAGUUUGAUAUAGCCCUGGAGACAGCAAACACAAUGUGUGAUUUACAUCCGAAUAUACCAGAGGACAUUCUCUCAGAAGUACAAAUAAACAGAGUGCUACUGACCCUAGUGGUGGAGCCAGCGGAAGAAGACAGGCCAGUUUCCCUAAUGCAGUUGUUCACCAAUUUACUAAGUGACAAUGAAAGUGAUGCAAUACCGUUCAAUACGGACGUGCAACUGAAACUCCAGUCCAUCGUGCUGUCGUGUGCGACUGGCGACGUGUCUUCACUCAUCAGCGUGGCUGCCGACACCAGGCAGUACCUCACCACGCAGCAGAAUGAUCUCCUUGAUGCUCUACUUAAAGAGAAGAGAGACCAACAUUUGUCCUUAGUUUAGAUUUAGACUUGACUGAGAUAUGAUUUUUGGUUUGGAUUUUUUUGUGAGACUGUCCUUCGUUUGGUAAGGACAUUACAGGCUUGAAUCACCUGAUUGUCUGAAAAAGUAAGAUUCCGUGCUUCGGAAGGUAGCUAAGCCGUUGGUCCCGGGCUACUAGCGCAAACACCUCCACCGACCCGCAGUGGAGUAGCGUGGUGAUAUGUUCCAUAGCCCUUACGGUUGAUUUAGGGGAAGCCUGUGCCCAGCAGUGGGACGUGUAUAGGCUGUUUGUGUGCUGUUAUUAUUUUCGGGGCGUAUUUUUGCAAAUCUGGCUACCCUCAUAGACGAUUUGAUUCAGGCGAAAAGAUGAUCCUAAUAAAAGACGACCGAUAGGGUCAAACUACAUUUGCUAGCACGUUAUUACACUUUACAAAACUUCUAUCAGCAAUAGCAUGCGUGCUUACUCGCGCUAUGUAGUGCUGGCAGAUAUGGUUCGACCCUAAUGCGCAAUUACGCUCUCUGAAAUGAUGUAUAAAUUAUGUGCGAAUUCAAUAUAAAUCGUGAAGGUGUUGCAUAGAGACUAGUACAAGGUUGUUUAAUUAACGAAAUAUUUUACAAGACACUCAUAGAAAAUAUGUUCUUUUUUUCUAAAUUUUUGUCAAGAUCUAGAUAAAUGAUCUGAUGGUAGAUCACGGAAUAGAAGAGGUUGAAAGGGCCAAGAGAGCGCGCCAUGUGUCCCAUACAAGAAUGAGCAAAUAUUUCAUAGUUCAACUUUGCAUUUCACUCGUCCGCAAAUUUCACGACACACGGAGCUCUUAUGUAAUACAACAUUCAGUAAACGCAUUAAUGUCACAGUAUUCUUGUUAAGUAAUUUAUUUAUUUUCGAAUGAAAUGAUUCUAAAACGUUGGUUGUUCGAUGGCGCUCACCGAAAACGCUAAAUACUACAGGGGAAUGUAUUUUCAACCAAAACGUUUCGAUGUAGUUUAUAAACUUUUCCAUUCGUUUCAAACUGUGACAUUCUGAUUUUAUAUAAUGAAAUCCUGGUAACACCUCAUCAAGAGGUAGUAGUGGUAAGGCGGCAGUGAGAGCUACUAUUCUCCUUUCAGGUUUAUUUUGCGUAUUCUUCAGGGAUUUCGCCUUUUUCCAAAUAUUGCGCACCCAAUGAUAAUAACAACCUUUUAAAGUAACGUUAGGGAAUACUUUUAAAAUUGCGUUCAUUGCCGCUAUUUCAUAAUCACUGUGAACUUUAUAAUCAUAGAUAAAUAACCAUACGAGUACUUUGUCACAUCAUUAUGGUGGUAUGGUUUGGGACCCACCCUACCACCAGGGGUAGGGCUAGUGGUAUGGUGGGUCCGCAAUGCACGAAAAUAAUAUUAAAAAUGUCGUCUUAUGCAUUGUAACCUUCAGGACAAGGCUAUCAAUCACAGGAAAGCUGAAAACCUUCUCGAAAAAAUACUUUUUUUUUGUAUGAAAAGAAAUGUUUAAAAUUGCAGCCUAUCACAUAAAAUAUACAUUGCCGGUAAAGUUGCUGUGGAAUUUGAGAAGCAGUAGAGCUAUCGUAGUUAUCCGUUUGCAGUAGUAGUACAAGAGAGUGGAGUUGAACCGGCGACAAUAGUUCUCAAUAGCACACAUUAGGGCAUUUCCAAUCUUUCUCUUUUUCCAUGAGGUGGAUAAUAAAAAGAACUGCUUAUCAUUCCGUUACAUAAUUUAAAGAGACUUCCUUUUCAAAGGUCUAGUCAACACUUUGUCUUACAAAGUUAUUAAUUUAAGUUUUUAAUAUUAUGGUUCUUAUAAAAAUACAAAGAAAUAAAAUAAUCAAAGUACA